This is a messenger RNA of Acanthosepion pharaonis, 16053 nucleotides long. Lineage: Eukaryota; Metazoa; Mollusca; Cephalopoda; Sepiida; Sepiidae. The record is from the annotation of a GenBank genome assembly.
AUGUUUGUGUCGGAAGGCAUUCAAUUGUAUCAAUAUCUAUCUAUCUAUCUAUCUAUCUAUCUAUCUAUCUAUCUAUCUAUCUUAGCCCCCCUUGACUACGGCCUCCUUAUCUAUGGCUGCCCCUAUACGGCUUCCUUAUCUACGGGUUUCCCUCUACGGCCUCCUUAUCUAUGGCUUUACUUCUACGGCUUCCUUGUCUACGGCUUUCCCUGCGGCUUCCUUGUCUACGGCUUUCACUCUACGGCUUCUUUUUUACGACUUUCCCCCUACGGCUUCCUUCUCUACGUAUUUCCCUCAACAGCCUCCUUAUCUACGGCUUUCCUUCUACGGCCUCGCUUUCCCUCUACGGCUCCCUCGGCUACGUCUUUCCCUCAACGGCUUCCUUGUCUACGGCUUUACCUCUACAGGUUCCUUUUCUGCAGCUUUCCCUCUACGACUUUCUCUCUACGCACUCCUUGUCUACAGCUGUCCCUCUGCAGCUUAGUUCUCUACAGUUUCCACUACGGCUUCCCUUCUCCCGGCUUUCCCUCUACAGCCUCCUUAUCUACGGAUUUCGCUCUACAGCUUCCAUGUCUACGGUUUCCCUCUACAGCUUCCUUGUCUACAGCUUUCCCUCUACGGCCUCCUUAUCUACAGCUUUCCCUCUACGGCUUCCUUGUCUACGGCUUCCUUGUCUACGGCUUUCUUCUUUACGGCUUUCCCUCUACGGCUUCCUUCUCUACGGCUUUCCCUCUACGGCCUCCUUAUCAAAGGCUUUCCCUCUACGUCUUCAUUAUCUACGGCUUUCCCUCUACGGACUCCUUUUCUACGGCUUUCCCUCUACGGCUACCUUGUCUACGGCUUUCCCUCUACGAUUUCUUCUUUACUAACUUUCCCUCCACGGCUUCCUUGUCUACGUCUUUUUCACUAUGUCUUCCUUGUGUACGGCUUCCCAUCUACGCUUUCCUUCUUUACCGAUUUUCCUCUACGGCUUCCUUGUCUACGACUUUCCCUCUACGGCCUCUUUAUCUACGGCUUUCCUACUAUGGCUACCUUGUCUACGGCUUUCCCUCUACGCUUUCUUCUUUACUAACUUUCCCUCCACUUCUUCCUUAUCUACGUCGUUCCCUCUACGGCCUCUUUAUCUACGGCUUUUGCUCGAAGGCUUCCUUGCCUACGGCUUUACCACUAUGGCUUCCUUUUCCCUCUACGGCUUUCCCUCUACGGCCUCCUUAUCUAAGGCUUUCCCUCUACGGCUCCCUUUUCUACGUCUUUCCCUCAACGGCUUCCUUGUCUACGGUUUCCCUCUACGGCUUCCAUCUUUACGGCAUUUCCCUCUACUGCUUCCUUUUCUACGUCUUUUCCUCUACGGCUUCCUUCUUUACGGGCUUCCAUCUCUACGGCUUUACCUCUACGGCUUCCUUGUCUACGGCUGUCCCUCUACGGCUUAGUUCUCUACGGCUUUUCCUCUACGGCUUCCUUCUCUACGGCUUUCCCUCUACAGCCUCCUUAUCUACGGCUUUCCCUCUACAGCCUCCUUAUCUACGGCUUUUCCUCUACAGCUUCUUUGUCUCCGGCUUUCCCUCUACGACCUCCUUAUCUUCAGCUUUCCCUCUACGGCUUCCAUGCUUCCUAGUCUACGGCUUCCAUCUUUACGGCUUUCCCUCCACGGCUUCCUUCUCUACGGCUUUCCCUCUACGGCUUCCUUGUCUACGGCUUUCUAGUCUACGGCUUCCAUCUUUACGGCUUUCCCUCUCCGGCUUCCUUCUCUUCGGCUUUCCCUCUACGGCUUCCUUGUCUACGGCUUUCCCACUACGCCCUCUUUAUCUACGGCUUUCCUUCUACGGCUACUUUGUCUACGGCUUUCCCUGUACGCUUUCUUCUUUACUAACUUUCCCUCCACUUCUUCCAUAUCUACGUCUUUCCCUCUACGGCCUCCUUAUCUACGGCUUUUGCUCGAAGGCUUCCUUCUACGGCCUUCCCUUUACGGCUUCCUUGCCUACGGCUUUACCUCUAUGGCUUCCUUUUCAACGGUUUUCCCUCUACGGCUUUCCCUCUACGCCCUCCUUAUCUAAGGCUUUCCCUCUACGGCUUCCUUCUCUACGUCUUUCUCUCAACAGCCUCCUUAUCUACGACUUUCCUUCUACGGCCUCCUUAUCUACGGCUUUCCCUCUAAGGCUUCCUUGUCUACGGCUUCAUUGUCUACGGUUUCCUUCUUUACGGCUUUCCCUCUACGACCUCCUUAUCUACGGCUUUCCCUCUACGGCCACCUUAUCUAAGGCUUUCCCUCUACGGCUCCCUCGGCUACGUCUUUCCCUCAACGGCUUCCUUGUCUACGGCUUUACCUCUAUGGGUUCCAUUUCUACGGCUUUCCCUCUACGACUUUCUCUCUACGCUCUCCUUCCUCCUUAUCUACGGAUUUCGCUCUACGGCUUCCAUGUCUACGGUUUUCCCUCUACAGCUUCCUUGUCUACGGCUUUCCCUCUACGGCCUCCUUAUCUACAGCUUUCCCUCUACGGCUUCCUUGUCUACGGCUUCCUUGUCUACGGCUUUCUUCUUUACGGCUUUCCCUCUACGGCUUCCUUCUCUACGGCUUUCCCUCUACGGCCUCCUUAUCUAAGGCUUUCCCUCUACGUCUUCAUUAUCUACGGCUUUCCCUCUACGGACUCCUUUUCUACGGCUUUCCCUCUACGGCUACCUUGUCUACGGCUUUCCCACUCCGCUUUCUUCUUUACUAACUUUCCCUCCACGGCUUCCUUGUCUACGUCUUUUUCACUAUGUCUUCCUUGUGUACGGCUUCCCAUCUACGGUUUCCUUCUUUACCGAUUUUCCUCUACGGCUUCCUUGUCUACGACUUUCCCUCUACGGCCUCUUUAUCUACGGCUUUCCUACUACGGCUACCUUGUCUACGGCUUUCCCUCUACGCUUUCUUCUUUACUAACUUUCCCUCAACUUCUUCCUUAUCUACGUCGUUCCCUCUACGGCCUCUUUAUCUACGGCUUUGCUCAGGCUUCCUUUGCCUACAGCUUUACCACUAUAGCUUCCUUUUCCCUCUACAGCUUUUCUCCCUCUACGGCCUCCUUAUCUAAGCUUUCCCUCUACAGCUCCCUUUUCUACGUCUUUCCCUCAACGGCUUCCCUUGUCUACGGUUUCCCUCUACAGCUUCCCAUCUUUACAGCAUUUCCCUCUACUGCUUCCUUUUCUACGUCUUUUCCUCCUACAGCUUCCUUCUUUACGGGCUUCCUUCUUUACGGAUUUCCCUUUACGGCUUCCUUCUCUACGGCUUCCUUCUCUACGGCUUUCCGUCUACGGCAUCCUUAUCUACGGCUUUCCCUCUACGGCUUCCUUUUUUACGGCUUUCCUUCUACGGCUUCCUUCUCUACGGCUUUCCCUCUACGGCUUCCUUGUCUACGGCUUUCCCUCUACGGCUUUCCCUCUACGGCUUUCCCUCUACGGCUUCCUUCUCUACGCCUUCCUUGUCUAAAGCUUUCCCUCUACGGCAUCCUUCUCUACGGCUUUCCCGCUACGGCUCCCUUCUCUGCGGCUUUCUUGUCUACGGCUUUCCCUCUACGGCUUCCUUCUUUACGGCUUUCCCUCUACGGCAUCCUUCUAUACAGCUUUCCCUCUACGGCCUCCUUAUCUACGUCUUUCCCUCUAAGGCUUCAUUAUCUAUGGCUUUCCUUCUACGUACACCUUGUCUACGGCUUUCCCUCUAGAGAUUCCUUGUCUACGGCUUUCUCUCUACGGCUUCCUUCUUUACGGCUUUCCCUCCAAAGCUUCCUUCUCUACGGCUUUCCCUCUACGGCUUCUUUCUCUACGGCAUUCCUCUACGGCUUUCCCUCUACGGCCGCCUUAUCUAAGGCUUUCCCUCUACGGCUUCAUUAUCUACGGCUUUCCCUCUACGCACACCUUGUCUACGGCUUUCCCUCUACGGCUUCCUUGUCUACGGCUUUACCUCUAGGGCUUCCUUCUCUACGGUUUUCCCUCUACGGCUUCCUUAACUACGGCUUUCCCUCUACGCACUCCUUGUCUACGGCUUUCCCUCUACGGCUUUCCCUCUACGGCUUUCCCUCUCCGGCUUCCUUGUCUACGUCUUUCCAUCCAUGGCUUCCUUAUCUACGGCUUUCCCAUUACGGCUUCCUUCUUUACGGUUUUCUCUCUACGGCUUCUCUACGGCUUUCCCUCUACGGCUUCAUUCUCUUCGGCUUUCCCUCUACGGCUUCCUUCUCUACGCUUCCUUUUCUACGGCUUUGCCACCACGGCUUCCUUCUCUACGGUUUUCCCUCUACGGCUUCUUUAACUACGGCUUCCUUAACUACGGCUUUCCCUCUACGGCCUCCUUAUCUACGGCUUUACCCACUACGGCUUCCUUCUUUACGGCUUUCCUUCUACGGCUUCCUUCUCUACGGCUUUCCCUCUACGGCUUCAUUCACUGCGGCUUUCCCUCUACGGCUUCCUUCUUUACGGUUUCCCUCUACGGCUUCAUUCUCUACUGCUUCCUUCUCUACGGCUUUCCGUCUACGGCAUCCUUAUCUACGGCUUUCCCUCUAUGCCUUCCUUCUUUACGGCUUUCCCUCUAGGGCUUCCAUCUCUACGGCUUUCCCUCUACGGCUUCCUUGUCUACGGAUUUCCCUCUACGGCUUCCUUGUCUACGGCUUCCUUGUCUACGGCUUUCCCUCUACGGCUUUCCCUCUACGGCUUUCUUCUCUACGGCUUCCUUGUCUAAAGCUUUCCCUCUACGGCAUCCUUCUCUACGGCUUUCCCGCUACGGCUCCCUUCUCUGCGGCUUUCUUGGCAUCCUUCUAUACAGGUUUCCCUCUACGGCCUCCUUAUCUACGUCUUUCCCUCUACGGUUUCAUUAUCUACGGCUUUCCUUCUACGUACUCCUUGUCAACGGCUUUCCCUCUAGAGAUUCCUUGUCUACGGCUUUCUCUCUACGGCUUCCUUCUUUACGGCUUUCCCUCUACGGCUUCCUUCUCUACGGCUUUCCCUCUACGGCUUCUUUCUCUACGGCAUUCCUCUACGGGCUUCCUUCUCUACGGUUUUCCCUCUACGGCUUCCUUAACUACGGCUUUCCCUCUACGAAUUCCUUGCCUACGGCUUUCCCUCUACGGCUUUCCCUCUCCGGCUUCCUUGUCUACGUCUUUCCCUCCAUGGCUUCCUUAUCUACGGCUUUCCCACUACGGCUCCCUUCUUUACGGUUUUCUCUCUACGGCUUCCUUCUCUACGGCUUUCCCUCUACGGCUUCGUUCUCUACGGCUUUCCCUCUACGGCUUCCUUCUUUACGGUUUACAUCUACGGCUUCCUUCUCUACGGCUUUCCCUCUACGGCUUCAUUCUCUGCGGCUUUCCCACUACGGCUUCCUUAUUACGGCUUUCCCUCUAUGGCUUCCUUCUCUACGGCUUUCCGUCUACGGCUUCAUUCUCUGCGGCUUUCCCUCCACGGCUUCCUUGUCUACGGCUUUCCCUCUACGGCUUCCUUCUUUACGGCUUUCUCUCUCCGGCUUCCUUCUCUACGGCUUUCCCUCUACGACCUCCUUAUCUACGGCUUUCACUCUACGGCUACAUUGUCUACGGCUUCCUUCUUUACGGCUUUCACUCUACGGCUUCCUUCUCUACAUCUUUCCCUCAACGGCCUCCUUAUCUACGGCUUUCCAUCUACGGCUUCCUUGUCUGCGGCUUUCCCUCUACGGCUUCCUUCUCUACGGUUUACAUCUACGGCUUCCUUCUCUACGGCUUUCCCUCUACGGCCUACUUAUCUAAGGCUAUCCCUCUACGGCUUCCAUUAUCUACGGCUUUCCUCUACAGCUUCCUUUUCUCACGGCUUUGCCACCACGCUUCCUUCUCUACGCUUUACCACUACAGUUUCCUUCUUUUGCUUUCCUUCUACAGCUUCCUUCUCUACAGCCUUCCCUCUACAGCUUCAUUCACUGCAGCUUUCCCUCUACAGCUUCCUUCUUUACAGUUUCCCUCUACAGCUUCAUUCUCUACUACUUCCUCUCUACAGCUUUCCGUCUACAGCAUCCUUAUCUACAGCUUUCCCUCUAUACCUUCCUUCUUUGCAGCUUUCCCUCUAGGGCUUCCAUCUCUACAGCUUUCCCUCUACAGCUUCCUUCGUCUACAGAUUUCCCUCUACAGCUUCCUUGUCUACAGCUUCCUUGUCUACAGCUUUCCCUCUACAGCUUUCCCCUCUACAGCUUUCUUCUCUACAGCUUCCUUGUCUAAAGCUUUCCCUCUACAGCAUCCUUCUCUACAGCUUUCCCACUACGGCUCCCUUCUCUACUGCGGCUUUCUUGGCAUCCUUCUAUACAGGUUUCCCUCUACGGCCUCCUUUAUCUACGCCUUUUCCUCUUACGGUUUUCAUUAUCUACGGCUUUCCUUCUACGUGCUCCUUUGUCUACAUGCUUUCCCUCUAGAGAUCCUUGUCUACGGCUUUCUCUCUACAGCUUCCUUCUUUGGCUUUCCCUCUGGCUUCCUUCUCUACGGCUUUCCCUCUACGGCUUCUUUCUCUACGGCAUUCCUCUACGGUUUCCUUCUUUACGGAUUUCCCUUUACUGCUUCCUUCUUUACGGCUUUCCCUCUACGGCCGCAUUAUCUAAGGCUUUCCCUCUACGGCUUCAUUAUCUACGGCUUUCCCUCUACGCACUCCUUGUCUACGGCUUUACCGCUACGGCUUCCUUCUCUACGGUUUUCCCUCUACGGCUUCCUUAACUACGGCUUUCCCUCUACGAAUUCCUUGCCUACGGCUUUCCCUCUACGGCUUUCCCUCUCCGGCUUCCUUGUCUACGUCUUUCCCUCCAUGGCUUCCUUAUCUACGGCUUUCCCACUACGGCUCCCUUCUUUACGGUUUUCUCUCUACAGCUUCCCCUUCUCUACAGCUUUCCCUCUACGGCUUCGUUCUCUACAGCUUUCCCUCUACGGCUUCCUUCUUUACGGUUUACAUCUACGGCUUCCUUCUCUACAGCUUUCCCUCUACGGCUUCAUUCUCUGCGGCUUUCCCCACUACGGCUUCCUUACGCAGCUUUCCUCUAUGGCUUCCUUCUCUACAGCUUUCCGUCUACGGCUUCAUUCUCUGCGGCUUUCCCUCCCACGGCUUCCUUGUCUGCAGCUUUCCCUCUACAGCUUCCUUCUUUGGGCUUUCUCUCUCCAGCUUCCUUCUCUACGGCUUUCCCUCUACGACCUCCUUAUCUGCAGCUUUCACUCUACGGCUACAUUGUCUACGGCUUCCUUCUUUACGGCUUUCACUCUACGGCUUCCUUCUCUACAUCUUUCCCUCAAAGGCCUCCUUAUCUACGGCUUUCCAUCUACGGCUUCCUUGUCUGCGGCUUUCCCUCUACGGCUUCCAUUUCUACGGCUUUCCCGCUACGGCUACCUUCUCUACGGCUUUCCCUCUACGCUUUUUUUUUUACUAACUUUCCCUCCACGGCUUCCUUGUCUACGUCUUUUUCUCUAUGUCUUCCUUGUCUACGGCUUCCCCUCUAAGGCUUCUUUUUUACGGAUUUCCCUCUACGGCUUCCUUGUCUACGGCUUUCCCUCUACGGCCUCCUUAUCUACGGCUUUCUUUCUACGGCUACCUUGUCUACGGCUUUCCCUCUACGCUUUCUUCUUUACUAACUUUCCCUCAACGUCUUCCUUCUCUACGUCUUUCCGUCUACGGCCUCCUUAUCUACGGCUUUUGCUCGAAGGCUUCCUUCUACGGCCUUCCCUUUACGGCUUCCUUGUCUACGGCUUUACCUCUAUGGCUUCCUUUUCAACGGCUUUCCCUCAACGGCUCCCUUGUAUACGUCUUUCCCUCAACGGCUUUCUUGUCUACGGCUUUACCUCUAUGGCUUCAUUUUCUACAGUUUUCCCUCUACGGCUUUCUCUCUACGCUCUCCUUGUCUACGGCUUUCCCUUUACGGCGUCGUUAUCUACGGCUUUCCGUCUACGACAUCCUUGUCUACGGUUUUCCCUCUACGAUUUCCUUCUCUACGGCUUUCCCUCUAGGCCUUCAUUCUCUGCGGCUUUCCCUCUACGGCUUCCUUCUUUACGGUUUCCCUCUACGGCUUCCUUCUUUACGGCUUUCACUCUACGGCUUCCGUCUCUACGGCUUCCUUCUCUACGGCUUUCCGUCUACGGCAUCCUUAUCUACGGCUUUCCCUCUACGGCUUCCUUCUUUACGGCUUUCCCUCUACGACUUCCUUCUCUACGCUUCCUUGUCUACGGCUUUCCCUCUACGGCUUCCAUCUUUACGGCUUUCCCUCUACGGCUUCCUUCACUAAUGUUUUCCCUCUUCUGCUUCCUUUCUUUACGGUUUUCCAUCUACGGCUUUCCCUGUACGGCUACAUUCUCUACGGCUUUCCCUGUACGGCUUCCUUCUCUACGGUUUUCUCUCUACGGCCUCCUUAUCUACGGCUUUCCCACUACGGCUUCCUUCUUUACGGCCUUCAUUCUACGGACUCCUUGUCUACGGCUUUCCCUCUACGGCUUACUUGUCUACGGUUUUCCCUCUACGGCUUCAUUAACUACGGCUUUCCCUCUACAGCUUCUUUUUCUACGGCUUUCCCUAUACGUCUUCAUUCUCUGCGGCUUUCCCUCUACGGCUUCCUUCUUUACGGUUUCCCUCUACGGCUUCCUUCUUUACGGUUUCCCUCUACGGCUUCCUUCUCUACGUCUUUCCGUCUACGGCUUCCUUCUCUACGGCUUUGCCACUACGGCUUCCUUAUUACGGCUUUCCCUCUAUGGCUUCCUUCUCUACGGCUUUCCCUAUACGGCUUCAUUCUCUGCGGCUUUAACCUCUACGGCUUCCUUGUCUACGGCUUUCCCUCUACGGCUUUCCCUCUACGGCCUCCUUAUCUACGGCUUUCACUCUACGGCGACCUUGUCUACGGCCUCCUUAUGUAAGGCUUUCCCUCUACGGCUCCCUUGUCUACGUCUUUCCCUCAACGCCUUCCUAUGGCUUCCUUUUCUACGGUUUUCCCUCUACGUCUUUCUCUCUACGCUCUCCUUGUCUACGGCUUUCCUCUACGGCCUCCUUAUCUACGGCUUUCCGUCUACGGCAUCCUUUUCUACGGUUUUUCCUCUCCGGCUCCCUUCUAUACGACUUUCCUUCUACGGACUCCUUGUCUACGGCUUUCCCCGUACAACUUUCCCUCUACGGCCUCCUUGUCUACGGCGACUUUGUCUAAGGCUUCCUUAUAUACGGCUUCCCCUCUACGGCUUCCUUGUCUACGUCUUUCCCUCUAUGGCUUCCAUGGCUAUAGCUUUCCCUCUACGGCAUCCUAUGCUACAGUUUUCCCUCUACGGCCUCAUUGUCUACGGCCCCCUUGACUACAGCUUUCCCUCUACAUCUUCCUGGUCCAGGUCUUUCCCUCUAUGUCUUCCUAGUCUACGGCUUUCCCUCUACAGCCUCCUUGUCUACUGCUUUCCCUCUACGGCUCCCUUGUCUGCAGCUUUUUCCUCUACGGCUCCUUCUCUGCGGCUUUCCCUCUGCAGACUCCUUGUAUACUCUUUCCCUCUCUCUUCCUUCUUUGGCUUUUCUCUCUACAGCUUACUUGUCUGGCUUUCCCUCGACAGCCUCCUUUAUCUCAGUUCUCCCUCUGCUGCUUCUUUUCUACGGUUUUCCAUCUACGGCUUUACCUCUACGGCCUUCUUGUCUACGGCCUUCUUGUCUACGACCCUUUUGUCUACGACUUUCCCUCUACGGCUUCCGUGUCUUUCCUUCUAUGGCUUCCUUUUCUACGGCUUUCCUCUACGUCCUCCUUGUCGACGGCUUUCCUUCUACGGCCUCCUUGUCUACGACCCCCUUGUCUACGGCUUUCCCUCUACGGCUUUCCCUCUACGGCCUACUUAUCUACGCUUUCCCUCUACGUCUUCCUUGUCUACGGCUUCCACUCUACGGCUUUCUUCUUUACAGCUUUCUCUCUACGGCCUCCUUAUCUACGGCUUUCCCUCUACGGCUUCCUUGUCUACGGCUUUCCCUCUCCGGCUCCCUUCUCUCCGGCUUACCCUCUACGGCCUCCUUGUCUACGGCUUUCCCUCUACGGCUCCCUUCUCUACGGCUUUCCCUCUACGGACUCCUUGUCUACGGCUUCGCCUCCACGGCUUUCCCUCAACGGCUUCCUUCUUUACGGGUUUCCCUGUAUGGCUUCCUUGUCUACGGCUUUCCCUCUACGGCCUCCUUAUCUUCGGCUUUCCCUCUACUGCUUCUUUCCCUACAGUUUCCCUCUACGGCUUCCUUGUUUACGGCUUUACCUCUAUGGCUUCCUUUUCUACGGUUCUCCUUCUACGGCUCCUUGUCUACGGCUUUCCCUCUACGGCCUCCUUAUUUGCGGCUUUCCCUCAAGGGCUUCCUUGUCUACGGCUUUCCCUCUACGGCAUCCUUGUCUACGGUUUUCCCUGUACGGCUCCCUUCUCUACGGCUUUCCCUCUACGGACUACUUUUCUACGGCUUUCCCUCUACGGCCUCCUUGUCUACGGCCCCUUGUCUACGGCCUCAAUAUCUACGUCUUCCCCUCUACGGCUUCAUUAUUUACGGCUUUCCCUCUACGGCUUCCUUGUCUACGUCUUUCCCUCUAUGGCUUACUUGGCUAUGGCUUUCCCUCUACGGCCUCCUUGUCUACGGCCACCUUGUCUACGGCCUCGUUAUCUACGGCUUCCCCUCUACGGCUUCCUUCUUUGCGGCUUUCUCUGUACGGCUUCCUUGUCUACGUCUUUUCCUCUAUGGCUUACUUGGCUAUGGCUUUCCCUCUACGGCCUCCUUGUCUACGGCCACCUUGUCUACGUCCUCCUUAUCUACCGCUUCCUCUCUACGGCUUCCGUCUUUACAGCUUUCCCUGUACGGCUUCCUUGUCUACGUCUUUCCCUCUAUGGCUUCCUAGUCUACGGCUUUCCCUCUACGGCAUCCUUGUCUACGGUUUUUCCACUGCGGCUUACUUCUCUACGGCUUUCCCUCUACGGACGUCUUGACUACGGCUUUCCCUCUGCGGCUUUCCCUCUAUGGCUUCCUUGUCUACAGCCCCUUGUCUACGGCCUCCUUACCCAACGGCUUCCCCUCUAUCGCUUCCUUCUCUACGGCUUUCCCUCUACGGCUUCCUUGUCUACGUCUUUCCGUCUAUGGCUUCCUUGUCUACGGUUUUCCCUCUACGGCUCCCUUCUCUACGUCUUUCCCUCCACGGACUCCUUGUCUACGGCUCCCAUGUCUAGGGACUCCUUAUCUACCGCUUCCCCUCUACGGCUUCCUUCUUUACGGAUUUCCCUCUAUGGCUUCCUUGUCUACCUCUUUCCCUCUACGGACUACUUAUCUACGGCUUUCCCACUACGGCUUCCUUGUUUACGGUUUUUUCUCUAUGGCUUCCUUUUCUACGAUUUUCCUUCUACGGCUUUCUCUCUACGGACUCCUUCUCUACGGCUUUCCCUCUACGGCCUCCUUAUCUGCGGCUUUCCCUCUACGGCUUCCUUGUCUAGGCUUUCCGUCUACGCCAUCCUUUUCUACGUUUUUCUUUCUACGGUUCACUUCUCUACGUCUUUCCCUCUACGGCCUUCCUCUACGGCUUCCUUGUCUACGUCUUUCCGUCUAUGGCUUCCUUGUCUACAGUUCUCUACGGUUCUCUACUCUACGGCUUUCCCUCUACGAACGUUUUAUCUACGUCUUUCUCUCUACAGCUUCAUUGUCUACGGCUUUCCCUCUACGGCUACCUUCUCUACGGCUUUCUCUCUACGGAUUCCUUGUCUACGGCUUUCCUCUACGGCCUCCUUUUCUACUGUUUUUCCUCUACGGCUCCCUUCUAUACGACUUUCCCUCUACGGACUCCUUGUCUACGGCUUUCCCCGUACAACUUUCCCUCUACGGCCUCCUUGUCUACGGCCCCCUUGUCUAAGGCUUCCUUAUAUACGGCUUCCCCUCUACGGCUUCCUUGUCUACGUCUUUCCCUCUAUGGCUUCCAUGGCUAUAGCUUUCUUUCUACGGCAUCCUAUGCUACGGUUUUCUCUCUACUGCCUCAUUGUCUACGGCCCCCUUGUCUACGGCUUUCCCUUUACGUCUUCCUGGUCCAGGUCUUUCCCUCUAUGUCUUCCUAAUCUACGGCUUUCCCUCUACGGCCUCCUUGUCUACGGCUUUCCCUCUACGGCAUCCUUGUCUACGUUUUUCCCUCUACGGCUCCCUUCUCUACGGCUUUCCCUAUACGGACUCCUUGUCUACGGCUUUGCCUCUACGGCUGUCUUGUAUACGUCUUCCCCUCUACGUCUUCCUUCUUUACGGCUUUCUCUCUACGGCUUACUUGUCUACGGCUUUCCCUCUACGGCCUCCUUAUCUACGGCUCUCCCUCUGCUGCUUCUUUUCUACGGUUUUCCAUCUACGGCUUUACCUCUACGGCCUUCUUGUCUACGACCCCUUUGUCUACGACUUUCCCUCUACGGCUUCCGUGUCUUUCCUUCUAUGGCUUCCUUGUCUAUGGCUUUCCCUCUAUGUCCUCCUUGUCUACGACUUUCCCUCUACGGCCUCCUUAUCUACGGCUUUCCCUCUACGGCAUCCUUGUCUACGGCCCCCUUGUCUACGGCUUUCCCUCUACGGCUUCCUUGUCUACGUCUUUCCGUCUACGGCAUCUUUGUCUACGCUUUUCCCUCUACGGCUCCCUUCUUCAGGGCUUUACCUCUACGGACUCUUUGUCUACGUCUUUCCCUCUACGGCUUUCCCUCUACGGCCUACUUGUCUACGGCUCCCAUAUCUCCGGCCUCGUUAUCUACGGCUUCCCCUCUACGGCUUCCUUCUUUACGGCUUUCCCUCUACGGCGUCCUUGUGUACGGCUUUCCCUCUACGGCGUCCUUGUGUACGGCUUUCCCUCUACGGCUUCCUUGCGUACGGCUUUCCCUCUACGGCUUUCUUGUCUACGGUUUUCGCUCUACGGCUUUCCCUCUACGGCCUACUUGUCUACCGCUCCCUUGUCUACGUCUUCCUUGCCUACUCCUUUCCCUCUACGGCUUCCUUCUUUACGGUUUCCCUCUAAGGUUACCUUCUUUACGGCUUUCCCUCUACUGCUUCCUUCUCUAUACCUCUACGGCCUUCUUGUCUACGACUUUCCCUCUACGGCUUCCGUGUCUUUCCUUCUAUGGCUUCCUUGUCUACGGCUUUCUCUCUACGUCCUCCUUGUCUACGGCUUUCCUUUACUGCUUUCUUCUUUACGGCUUUCCCUCUACGGACUCCUUAUCUACAGAUUUCCCUCUACGGCUUCCUUGUCUACGCCCCUCUACAACUUUCCCUCUACGGCCUCCUUGUCUACGGGCCCCUUGUCUACGGCUUUCCCUCUACGGCUUCCAUGUCUACGUCCUUCCCUCUACGGCUCCAUUCUCUUCGGCUUUCUCUCUACGGACUCCUCGUCUACGGCUUUCUUGUCUACGUCUUUCCCUCUACGUCAUCCUUGUGUACGUUUUUCCCUAUACGGCUCCCUUUCUACGGCUUUUCCUCUACGGACUCCUUUUCUACGGCUUUCCCUCUACGGCUCCCUUCGCUAGUGCUUUCCCUCUACGCCCCCCUUGGCAACAGCUUUCCCUAUACGGCUCCCUUUCUACGGCUUUCCCUCUACGGACUCGUUCUCUACGGCCUUCCCUCUACGGCUCCCUUUCUGCUGCUUUCCCUCAAAGGCCCCCUUGUCUACGACUUUCUCUCUACGGCUUCAUUGUCUUUCCCUUUAUGGCUUCCUUGUCUACGGCUUUCCCUCUACGGCUCCCUUCAUUACGGCUUUCUCUCUACGGAUCUCUUUGUCUACGGCUUUCCCUCUACAGCCUCCUUAUCUACGGCAUCCUUGUGUACGUUUUUUCCUCUACGGCUCCCUUCUCUACGGCUUUCCCUCUACGGACUCCUUGUCUACGGCUUUCCCUCUACGGCGUCCUUGUCUACGGCCCCCUUGUCUACGGCUUUUCCCCUACGGCUUCCUUGUCUACGUCUUUCUCUGUACGGUACCAUUCUCUACGGCUUUCUCUCUACGGACUCCUUGUCUACGGCUUUCUCUCUACGGCUUUCCCUCUACGGCUUCCUUUCUUUCGCUCCCUGGCUUCCUUGUUUACGCGUUUCCCUCUACGGCAACCUUGUCUACGGUUUUCCCUCUACGGCUCCCUUUCUCCGGCUUUCUCUCUACGGACUUCUUGUGUACGGCUUUCCCUCUACAGCUUUCUUUCUGCGGCCUCCUUGUCUACGGUUUUACCUCUACGGCUCCCUUCUCUACGGCUUUCCCUCUACGGCACCUUGUCUAUGGCUUUCCCUCUACGGCUUUCUUGUCUACGUCUUUCCCUCUACGGCUCCCUUCUCUACGGCUUUCCCUCUACGGCUCCCUUCUCUACGGCUUUCCCUCUACGGACUCCUUGUCUACGGCUUUCCCUCUACGGCAUUCCCUCUCCGGCUUCCUUGUCUACGUCUUUCCCUCCAUGGAUUCCUUAUCUACGUGUUUCCCUCUACGGCCUCCUUGUUUACGGCUUUCCCUCUAUGGCUUCCUUUUCUACGUCUUUCCCUCUAAGGCAUCCUUGUCUACGGUUUUUCUUCUGCGGCUCCCUUUCUACGGCUUUCCCUCUAUGGACUCCUUGUCUACGGCUUUCCCUCUACGGACUCCUUGUCUACGUCUUUCCCUCUAUGGCCCCCUUCUCUACGGCUUUCCCUCUACCGACUCCUUGUCUAUGGCUUACCCUCUACAGCUUUCCCUAUGUGGCCUCUUUGUCUACAGACACCCUUAUCUACGGCUUUCCCUCUCCGUCUUCCUUGUCUACGUCUUUCCCUCUCUGGCUUCCUUGUCUACGGCUUUCCCUCUACGGCCUCCUUUUCUACGGCGUUCUCUCUACGGCUUCCUUGUCUACGGCUUCCCUCUACGGCAUCCUUGUCUACGGCUUUCCCUCUACUGACUCCUUCUCUACGGCUUUCCCUCUACGUCCUCCUUGUCUACAGCCCCCUUGUCUACGUUUUUCUCUCUACGGCUUCCUUGUCUACGUCUUUCCCUCUCCGGCUUCCUUGUCUACGGCUUCCUUGUCUACGGCUUUCCCUCUACGGCUACCUUCUCUACGGCUUUCUCUCUACGGACUCCUUGUCUACGGCUUUCCCCCUACGGCCUCCUUAUCUACGUCUUUCUCUCUACGGCUUCCUUUUCUACGGUUUUUCCUCUACGGCUUCCUUCUUUACAGCUUUCCCUCUACGGACUUCUUGUCUACGGCUUUCCUCUCUACGGCUUUCCCUCUACGGCUUUCCUGUCUAAGUCUUUCCCUUCAUGUCUUCCUUGUCUACGUCUUUCCCUCCAUGGCUUCCUUGUCUACGUCAAUCCCUCUACGUCCUCCUUGUCUACGUCUUUCCCUCUACGGCCUGCUUGUCUUCGUCUUCCCCCUUACUACAUCCUUGUCUACGUUUUUCCCUCUACGGCUUCCUUGUAUACGGUUUUCCCUCUACGGCUCCCUUCUCUACGGCUUUCCCUCUACGGACUCCUUGUCUACGGCUUUCCCUCUGCGGCUUCCCCUCUACGUCCUCCUUGUCUACGGCCCCCUUGUCUACGUUUUUCUCUCUACGGCUUCCUUGUCUACGUCUUUCCCUCUACGGCUUCCUUGUCUACGGCUUUCCCUCUACGGCUCCCUUCUCUAUAGCUUUCUCUCUACGGACUCCUUGUCUACGGCUUUCUCUCUACGGACUCCUUGUCUACGGCUUUCCCCCUACGGCCUCCUUAUCUACGUCUUUCCCUCUACGGCUUCCUUUUCUACGGCUUUCCCUCUACGGCUUCCUUCUUUACGCCUUUCCCUCUACGGACUCCUUGUCUACAUCUUCCCCUCUACGGCUUUUCUGUCUAAGUCUUUCCCUCCAUGUCUUCUUUGUCUAUGUCUUUCCCUCCAUGGCUUCCUUGUCUACGUCUUCCCCUCUACGGCCUCCUUGUCUACGUCUUCCCCUCUACGGCCUCCUUGUCUACGUCUUCCCCUUUACUGCCUCCUUGUCUACGUUUUUCCCUUUACUGCCUCCUUGUCUACGGUUUUCCCUCUACGGCUUCCUUCUCUACGGCUUUUCCUCUACGGCUUCUUCCAUCCUGGGCUUAAUAACCGUGUGAUGGGUGAUAGCUUGCGAAUACCAGAUGGUUGA